Molecule: messenger RNA, 372 nt
Organism: Strongylus vulgaris
Lineage: Eukaryota; Metazoa; Nematoda; Chromadorea; Rhabditida; Strongylidae
Source: the annotation of a GenBank genome assembly
UUGAAUAUUCCAGGUUCGCAGGAAAAGCAUAAAGCCAGCAGUGGGAAGUGGGAAAGCAAGCAUUUAGAUGCUGUUCUCAUCUUCACUCAUAACCAGUGCGAACCACGUACAAAGAUUGCUGCAUUUGACAUGGAUGGCUCCUUGGUUUCUACAAAAUCAGGAAGAGUUUAUCCUGUGAAUAACAAUGAUUGGCGCAUGACUUUUAAUGAAACUGUGCCACGCAUAAAGAAGCUGUAUGAUGAAGAAGGGUACAAAAUCGUUAUAUUCACGAAUCAAAAGGGAAUUCAGUAUUUCCAUCUGGCAGCCAACGUUUCCUUCUUUUUCUCUUUCACCCUACACAUCCAUCUAGAAGAGCUAGUGUUAAAUUUCUAA